AUGGAGGGGGAGGGGGAGGAGGACGGGGCGGCGGGAGCUGGGGGAGCCGGGGGAGCCGGGGGCGGCGGCCCCGGGGAGCUCUGCCUAAUGGACAAGGCCAUCUGCAGCCUGCUGGAAGUAUCGUUAAGUUCAAAACUUCAUACAAUCAACCUUCACUGCAAUAACAUCUCCAAGAUUGAAGGCCUUUGUCAUCUUUUGAAUUUACGGCAUUUAGAUCUAUCAUCUAAUCAGAUAAGUCAGAUUGAAGGACUCAAUACACUGACAAAUUUAUGUACUUUAAACUUGGCCUGCAAUUUCAUCACAAAAGUGGAAGGCCUUGAAAAGUUAUUGAAUCUAACUAGACUUAAUUUAUCUUAUAAUCAUAUACAUGAUCUUCAAGGCUUUUUAUACCUUCGUGGAACUAGGCAUAAAAUUAGUCACAUCGACCUACAUAGCAAUUAUAUAAGUAGUAUUCAUCACUUACUCCAAUGCAUGGUAGGAUUGCAUUUCUUGACUAAUCUUACUUUGGAGAAAAAUGGAAAAAAUAAUCCAAUCUGUGAUCAACCAGGUUACAGAGGGAUCAUUCUCCAGACCUUGCCCCAGCUAACAGUCCUAGAUGGGAUGAAUAUAUUUGGUGAACCGGUAGAUAUGGUAGAAGGAAAUCCAUCAGAUCUACAAUGUUUAGAAAGUCUUUUGGAUAAUCUAGUUUGUUGUGAUUCUCAGCUAAAUGAAGAAGAGAAUUCUGGUAACUUACCAGGAAUCACACUCGACAUCAAUCAGGAAAUGUCCCAGGAUCAAAAGCCUGCAAGUAUACCAGCAGAUAACAUGUUCCUUCCUUCUGUAGAAGUUGCUUCAUCUUCUGAGCCAGAAAGAAAUAAGCUUGAUGAAAAUAAUUUGAGCAGUGAGAUGAGAAUUAAAAAAUUAGAAGACCAGAUUUCACAGCUCCUUAGUAAUGCAUCUAAUUCUCCCAAAAGUUGUACUUCUUUGAAAGUUGUCAAAUUAAAAAGAGAAACAACUAUGACUUCUGAAAGUGAUUUUGAAAGUGGAAAAGAAAACCAUAAGAAAAUGAAUAGAAGAACAAGAAUCCCUCAUUAUAGCAAAGCUGUACAGACUUCCAAACACCAUAAUAAAAGCACACUUUCUGACAGUGGCACAGAGCAGAGUUGCACCAAGAAAUCAAAAGAUCCCUCCACUAAGAAUUUAUCUUUAAGAUCGUCUUCAAGAAGCUCAGAUUUAAAGGUGGAAAAAUCAACUGGAAAUCUAGAAUCACAAAAUACUCCAACAAAUAAAAUAGAAAAUAAAAGUUUAAGGCCCAUAGAAGAAUCUACAUACAGGACACUUGUGCAGGAACUGGAUGAAGAAAAGGAGAAGAGAUGGAAGGCUGAACAAGCUGAGAAGAAACUUGCAGAUCAUAUCAAAGAAUUACAGAAACAAGUUAAAGAAGAAAAGGAUAUUCAUACUAUGGCCCUGUUUACCACAGAUAGGCUAAAGGAAUUGAUUUUGAAGGAGAGAAAUGCUAAAGCAAAGCUCCAAACCAUUGUCCAGAAAUUUAAGAGUGAAACUGAGAAACUCAGUAAUGAACUAAGUCAAUCAAGAAAUAAAGAAGAGGAGCAAAAUAGAGUUAUAAGAACUUUGGAACAAACAUUGUCAAAAAUGGAAAAACAAAAAGCUCAGCAGCAGGUUGCAGAGAUGAAGCGAGUUCAAGAGGUAGAACUCAAAGCUUCAGCUGCUGAGAGAGAAAUACAGCUGCUUAGAGCAUCCCUUCAUCAACAGAAAGAAAAGGUACAACAACUUCAUGAACUUCUGGCAGUGAAAGAACAGGAACAUAGGAAGGAACUUGAAACAAGAGUGACUUUGAAUGGCUCUGAUUUCCAGGAUGCUUUGGCAAAAGAAAUAGGCAAAGAAGAGAAGAGGCAUGAGGAACGAGUGAAAGAAUUUCAGGAGAGAAUUAAUAUAUUAAACCAGCGGUAUUUAGAACUUGAAGAUGAAUUUCGUAUGGCCUUAACUAUUGAAGCCAAAAGAUUUAAAGAAGUUAAGGAUGGCUUUGAAAAUAUUUCAGCUGAAUUGGCAAAGAAAAAUCAUGCCCUGGCCCGGGCUCAACAAAAAGAAAAUGAAUCAUCUGCUUUAAUUCAAGAUCUGACCUCAAUGGUAAAAGAACAGAAAGCAAGAAUUGCAGAAGUUUCCAAGUCAAAAUUGGAAACAACAACAAAUUUAAAGAAUCGAAUCCAUACCCUUGAAGCCAUGAUUGAGGAGGACAAGCAGAAGAGUGUUCAAAUAGAACUUCUCAAGAAGGAAAAAUCACAGCUUAUUUCUCAACUAACAGCCCAGGAAUCAAUGAUUGAUGGUUUAAGAGCAGAAAGAAAAAUAUGGGGACAGGAGCUGGCACAAAAGGGAGCAUCUCUAGCCCAAGAUUAUGGAAAAUUGGAGGCAAAAAUUGAAGUUUUAACUACAGAGAAUGAAUCUCUUCGGAAGCUAAGUGAACGUGACAGUGAUUCAUUAAAAAUUAAGGUCAAAAUUAUAGAAGACCAAACUGAAACUAUUAGAAAAUUGAAAGAAAACUUACAGGAAAGAGAUGAACAUAUUAGAAAGUUACAAGAGGAAAUCAUUGAAAUGCAAAAAAAUACUCGAGAACAGCUUAAUGAAAAAGCCACACAACUAGAAGAGCUAAUGGAGAAACUGGAGCGGCACUGUGAGAGAAAAGAGGACCUAAAACAGCAGUUGAAGGAAAAGGAAGCAGAACUUGAGGAAAUUGGGAAAGCCUACAGUGCAAUUAAUAAAAAGUGGCAAGAUAAAGGAGAACUACUAAGUGGUCUUGAGGCACAAGUUAAACAAAUGAAAGAAAAAUUUGAAACCAAGGAAAAGAAACUCAUUGAAGAAAGAGACAAAAGUCUUCAAAAUCAAAAGGCUACAAUGGAAAAGCUUCAUUCUAUAGAUGAUAGUUUUAGAAAACAACUUGAAUCAAUGGUUGCAGCCCAUCACGCAGAACUCCUACAGCUGACAACUGAAAAACAAAAUCAGAUUGAUGCUGCAAAUGAAAAGGUUUCCCAGGUUGAAGAUGAGAUGCGUCAACUUCUGCGUGAAACAGCACGAAACAAAAAAAUCAUGGAGGAAAAAAUAAAGCGACUUACUUUUGCUUUAAGUGAUAUUCAGCAAGGAUUUUGAUGGUCCUGAGACUUCAUCAAAUUGAAAUGGUCUUGCAAAUCUAAAUCAUACUUUCAGCAACCAAAUAUUUUAACUGCUGUGCCUUUAAAACCCCUUUCUACACAUUCCAAUAUGAAUAUAUUUUAAAGCCUUUUUUGAUCAAGUAUUUACUAAAUAUAUGUACAGUUUUCUUAAA
Molecule: messenger RNA, 3316 nt
Organism: Vombatus ursinus (common wombat)
Lineage: Eukaryota; Metazoa; Chordata; Mammalia; Diprotodontia; Vombatidae
Product: leucine-rich repeat and coiled-coil domain-containing protein 1-like
Cellular component (GO): cytoplasm
Molecular function (GO): protein binding
Source: RefSeq, a predicted model, not a curated record